UUCACAACUUCAGUAUGGCCACUGCGUAUUACGAGUUUUACCGGGGUUCAUCAAUUGGGAUGGCUCUGACGGAUUCGCUGGACGAACUCAUCACGAGUGGCGCAAUUACACCUCAGCUGGCGAUGAAGGUUCUCCAACAGUUCGACAAGUCGCUCGCGGACACGAUGAUCAAGCAGGUGAAGAACAAGACGACGCUCAAGGGCCACCUGCAUACCUACCGGCUGUGUGACGACGUAUGGACGUUCAUCGUCAAGGACGCUUCGUUCAAGAUGGAGUCGAACGAGAUGGUGACCGCGCCGAAGAUCAAGAUAAUAGCGUGUAAGAACGGGGACGCGGUAGAGGCUGGAAAGAAGUGACGGAGCCGCGCCUUCCGCCUUUGCUUCCCUACAUUCGCUUUCCUAUCAUCUCCACGACCGGCUGCCGACCGUCGUGUCCACUUGUUCAGCCUUGUCUGUCCACAAACGUCCUGUCCUCUUGUACCGUUAUCCAGCAUAUUAUUUAAACAGUUUCCAUUCGCGACGCUUUCCGAUAUGUACCUCUCCAUUUUUGUGCCACCGUUCCCUCGUUUCGGCUCCGUUCUCGGCCGGGCCGCCUGCUAUAACUACUGGCACUUUUUG
Molecule: messenger RNA, 617 nt
Organism: Stereum hirsutum FP-91666 SS1
Lineage: Eukaryota; Fungi; Basidiomycota; Agaricomycetes; Russulales; Stereaceae
Product: transcription initiation factor IIA gamma subunit
Exons: 4
Coding region: 15-356 (113 amino acids)
Biological process (GO): transcription initiation at RNA polymerase II promoter; RNA polymerase II preinitiation complex assembly
Cellular component (GO): transcription factor TFIIA complex
Molecular function (GO): TBP-class protein binding; RNA polymerase II general transcription initiation factor activity
Source: RefSeq, a predicted model, not a curated record